Nematolebias whitei (Rio pearlfish) is the source of this 2203-nucleotide messenger RNA. It is a transcript of the gene plxdc2b, whose product is annotated as plexin domain containing 2b. The record is from RefSeq and is a predicted model, not a curated record. Lineage: Eukaryota; Metazoa; Chordata; Actinopteri; Cyprinodontiformes; Rivulidae. The transcript has 13 exons. Bases 347 to 1882 code for a protein of 511 amino acids.
AAGCCAUUGGCUCAGAGGAGCUGAUGACGGUGGGAGUGCACGGUUUUCUUCACCUUCUUCCUCACCUCGGAUCAGUGUGGAUGAGGGCGCAGGAUGUGGGGCUGAGGUGCGCCUUUACGCGGUGAACUCUUCCUUCUCCUGACAUCCAUCUGUUUGGAGGCGCAGCAGCGCGCACAGAGAGGCGCGCGCUGGAGACAAAAACACACCAGCUCAGUCAGUCGGUGCAGCGCAGGAGCGGCUGGAGAGUUCUGGACUUCCUCUCCGGGGAAGAAGCGCGGCUGGGUGCAGGUGAAACAAGGACUCUGAAAGCCUGAGGGGUUCUGGGAGGACAGAUCCAAACUUGGAUAUGGCCGCUGUGAAGACGUUCGACCUGCUGCUUGGAGUUGUUUUGUGUUUGCUGUCUGUGUGGAGUGUGGACGUCGAGCUUCCAUCCGGUGAGGGGGUCUUUUACUCGUAUGUGCAGAGGCAAGAUGGAGAUGAGAGCAAUGCGGUGGAGGUGAAGCUGUUCAGUCACCGCUGGAGGAGGUGGCUUCCCCCAAAACCUCAAAACAUGGACAGUAACCGGGCCAGCCAGGAGCACGAUCAGGACCCAGGACCAGAGGAACCCGAAGGUUUUCCAGGUCUACUGUCUGCAGAAGAUACCGACAACAGUUCUCAGAUAGAGGAGGACACGGACCACAACUACUACACAUCAAGAACAUACGGCCCCUCAGACCCUAUGAGCAAAGACUUGUGGGUAAAUAUCGAGCAGAUGGAGAAGGACAAAGUGAAGAUCCAUGGGAUUCUGUCCAACACACACAGACAGGCUGCGCUUGCUCCCUCAGGUUUCAUCUACACUGGUGAUGUCGCUCACCGGCUGCUCACAGCUACACAGUACAUCGCUCCUCUGAUGGCUAACUUUGACCCCAGUGUCUCCAGAAACUCCACCGUCAUUUAUUUCGACAACGGUACAGCUCUGGUGGUUCAGUGGGAUCACGUCCACCUGCAGGACAACUACAACUUGGGAAGCUUCACCUUCCAGGCCACGCUGCACAACACAGGCAGGAUCGUCUUCGCAUACAAAGAGAUCCCCACUGGAAUAUCACAAAUCAGUUCGAUCAACCACCCGGUGAAGGUGGGCCUCUCUGACGCUUUUGUGGUGGUCCACAAGAUCCAGCAAAUACCCAAUGUGAGGCGGAGGACAAUCUAUGAGUACCACCGUGUGGAGCUAACAACAGCGAGGAUCACCAGUUCCACAGCUGUGGAAAUAACACCUUUACCUAUCUGUCUCCAGUUCAACAGCUGUGGUUCCUGCGUCUCCUCGCAGAUUAACUUCAACUGCAGCUGGUGCCAUCAGCUCGACAGAUGUUCCAGUGGUUUUGACCGCCAUCGCCAGGACUGGGUGGAUAACAGCUGCCCUGACGAGACUAAAGACAAACUGUGUGACGCAACUGAUACAACCCAUCAGUACCCGGUCACCGCUAUGAUCAACAAAACAACGCUGAGAGGUAAAGAAGCCUCUGGAGACAGGGACACCGCCUUCACCUUUCAGCCUCCAACCAGUGCUCCCACUGAAGAUGAUACAAAGAUUGCGCUGCAUCUCAGAGACAACCAGGUAAUACCAGCUGACAGCGCAGUCAACAAAAUGGCAGGCACACAUCCUCUGCACACCGGUCUGAUCCUGGGCAUCCUUAUGGUGAUGCUCGUCAUGAUUGCCGCCGUGCUGAUCACCAUCUACGUGCACCAUCAUCCAACUUCUACAGCCAGCCUCUUCCUCAUCGAGAGACGCCCGAGCAGAUGGCCAGCCAUGACAUUUCGCCGAGGAUCAGGUCACCCAGCGUACACAGAGGUGGAGCCGAUGGGCCAGGAGAAGGAGGGCUUCACUGAGUCCGAGCAGUGCUGAGGGGAUGAUCUCGUUCCUGCCACCUUUCAUCCUGCGUGCCCUCCUGCUCAAUGGGGACUUCUCCCAGAAAUCCUUUGACCGAAGCCCAGUGUACACAUUCCCCUUGGUAAAACUCUGGAUUUGGCUUGUUUAGUACUAGGUGUGACUGAAGCCAGGGACCGGAGGAGGCAAGGAAAACCUGAAUACUGAUCCCAGACAAACCCACUAGUCAGCCCCUGUUGGUGAGAAACAGACCCACCAGGGCCAAAAGGAACAUCACUGAUAUCAAUUCAGCUGGAGUAGAUACAGGCUGCCAUGGAGGGACUGUCCUGACUGCCUCGA